This is a messenger RNA of Eucalyptus grandis, 2197 nucleotides long. Its product is annotated as NAD-capped RNA hydrolase DXO1. Gene Ontology annotation, biological process: nuclear-transcribed mRNA catabolic process; NAD-cap decapping. Gene Ontology annotation, cellular component: cytosol; nucleus. The record is from RefSeq and is a predicted model, not a curated record. Lineage: Eukaryota; Viridiplantae; Streptophyta; Magnoliopsida; Myrtales; Myrtaceae. The transcript has 14 exons. Gene Ontology annotation, molecular function: mRNA 5'-diphosphatase activity. The coding region runs from base 21 to 1613 and encodes 530 amino acids.
GUCACUAAAACCUCGCCCCAAUGGAUUUCUCCGAGCAGGACGUCGACGUCUUCGGCGAAGACUACGGCGACGGCCGCGCCGCCGACGGAGACGGCGGCGGCGGCGGCCGCCGGAGCGCGAGCCGCCAAUCGUCCUCCGGAUCGUCGUCGCGGUCGUCCUCCUCCUCCUCCUCCUCCUCCUCCGCGGCGUCGUCCUCCUCGUCCUCCGGAUCUUCGUCCGACGGGGGGGACAGCAGCAGCGACGGCGGGAGCCCCCGCAGUGGCGGGAGGGAGGAGGACGAGAACGGGGAGGAUUUGGAGAACGUCAGCGGCGUGACGAGCAGUCACCGCAGUGAGUUCGAAGAGAAGGAGACCGAUCUGUUCGGGUCCGAUAACGAGGAGUACUGCAAAACUCCGGCUACUAGUCGUUUUCCGAUUCCCGUACUGCCCCCUAUUCGUACCAAUAACAGUCAGGGCAGAGGGACCUUUGGUCGAGGUCGGUGGCAGGGCGGGCAUCCAAAUGGUAGGGGAGCAGGUAUCCUUCCCCGCCCUGGACCUUAUCCACCGAGGCAAAACUAUGGUUUCGGACCGAAGUUUUCCAAUGGUCAUCGUGAUGAGCGUUUUGUUUCCGAACUUAAGCUUUCCAAGAGUGAAGAAACGUUAUCGAGGAGAUGCAUUGCAUUUCAGGAGCCAUGUGAACUUGCUUGCUAUAGCCGUGCAGAAGGUGGAGAUGUCUACUUCGAUGAUCGCACCUUGAGGCUCUUUAAACGUUUCAUAACAGAAGACGUGGGAGCUGAUCUCAAUGAAGGUUUUGACACUUUUAUUGAGAAAAAAGACUUGGGUUCCGAGGGUUUUGGCGACCUUCUUGCUUGCGUAAGGGACAAAAAUAUCCCACUGCAGAACAUCCAUUUUGUGACAUUCCGGAACAACCUCAAUAAGAUAUUGGCUACAGCUUAUAUUAGGAAUGAGCCUUGGGAGAUGGGCGUGCAUAAAAGGAAUGGGGUUGUCUACCUUGAUGUUCACAAACUUCCAGAAAGGCCUCAAAGUGACUUAGACCGCAGAAGAUCUUACUGGGGAUAUUGCUUUGAGAACCUUGCAACUGAAGACCCCCAAAGAGCUGUGGGAGAAGGGAUACAUCAUGUCAAUGCCAAUGUUGAAUACUGUUCUGUGAUAAAAACUAAAUUGGGGGCUCAUCGAAUAUUGAUGGGGGCUGAAAUGGAUUGUUGUGAUGCAGCUGAUGAUGGAAGGAGAUUUUAUAUUGAGCUGAAGACCAGCCGUGAGUUAGAAUAUCACACUGAAGAAAGAUUUGAGCGAGAGAAGCUCCUUAAGUUCUGGAUUCAAACCUUCCUGGCCGGUGUUCCUUGUAUAGUUAUUGGAUUCAGGGAUGAUGCUGGCCGGCUUGUCCGGACAGAGAGAUUAAGGACCAAAGACAUAACUCAGAGAGUAAAAAUGAAGAACUAUUGGCAGGGAGGAGUGUGCCUGGCAUUUGCUGAUGAAGUCCUCUGCUGGCUGUAUGGAACAGUCAAAGAAAAUGAAGACUACAUACUGCAGUUUGCUCCACCAUUUAAUCGUUUGGAGCUUCUGCAAGCUAACUCUUGCCCUGAUGCGAUUACUAACCAUGUCACGCAAUUGUGACAUUUUCGGAGGUUUGCUCUGAAGAUCAACAUACGCAAAAGGCGCCCAAUUUUUGUCUCCCCAGAAGCUUCAGACCUUGUAAAUUGGGCAAAGUGGUAACUGAAGAUAUCAGUUUGCUAACUCAGGCAUCGUCAGAGCUCAGGCCAUCAUUAAAAGCAGGCAUAAGCGGGGAUCACCAUUCAUGGAUGUGUAAUAGAAGUUUGCUUAGAACUUCUAGCACGAGAGACGUUUUCGGUUUCCCAGCUUUGUCUGUGCAUCUGAUUAAAUCAUUUUUCCGAAUCUGCUGCUAUAAUUAUUUGUGCCCUUGGCACUAGAAAUCCGGUGGCCAUUUGCGACGACGCCAUCCUCAAGAUGAUGGCAUAUGCUCGCGGUAAGCAGUUGUGUAGGGAAUGUUUGACGGUUCUCAUAAAGCUGGGGUUCGAUUCUACCGUCGGAGUGUAUGUCGUAUUACAGGCCUGUUGUCAAGUAGGGGCUAAGCUUAGUGACAAGACGAUUUAGACGAAUCAGAAUCCAUCAUGUUAUGUAGUCAUCUCGGCAUGCUUUUCUUAGCAUCGUGCCCCAUGAAAAUGGUUUUGCGUUGACAA